CGCCAAAACCGAACCGUUAGUCUUUGACAAGACGUUACGUACCUAGACGACCGCGGUAACCUCACGGACUCGGAGAUCCCAAAACCGCAAAGACAGAGGGAAGAUUCGAAUCUUCGUUCUUGCACAUCGAUGGUCUCCCACAGAUCUUCACAACCUGAAUCGUCAAUCACGUGACCAUAAUCUCAUAAAAUCUUUGAUUUACCCAACUCAGUCACCGACUUGCCGGACGAUUUGAUAUUGGCUCCGAUCAGCUUCAAUUCCGCCAAUGAGACGCCACUUUGUCCGUUUUCUAUUUAUUUUCUUGCUCGUCGUAGGGCUAUCGGGCUCAGCCGGCGACGUUUCUAACUCGGAGGUCUCAAAGAUCUCGUAUAAGAGUCUGAUUGGGAACGAUUUCAAUAGCCACAAUCGAGCCGCCAAGCGAACUCUCCUGUCACUGUCAAAUGAACAUGACACUGCACUUGUUGCUGCCCUGGAUGGUACAAUCUAUUUGAUCGAGCCUAAAUCUAGAAAAGUACUCUGGUCAUUUACAUCAGGCUCAUCUAUUUAUUCUUCAUAUCAAGCUCCUGUCAACCAUGACAACGAUACAGAAAAUGUCUCUGGACCUGGUGGUGGUUACUUCAUAGAUUGUGGAGAUGACUGGGAGUUGUAUGCACACAACAGGCUUGGGAAAGUGAAAAUUCCAUCUACUGUUGAAGAUUUUUUGAAGAUUAUGCCACACGUAGAUGAAAAUGGAGGCGUUGUUGUUGGAUCUAAAAUUACUACUGUUUUUCUGGUUGAUGCUAAGACUGGAAGGCUAAUUCAUACGUAUAGUUCAUCCGAUUCUACACCCACAUUGCAGACCAAUGAAGAGAAGAGUGUUUUAUAUAAUCCUGCUAUUGAGGAAACAGGACAGUCAGGUUCUACGGACUGGAAAACCGGUGAGAUGCCACUUUACAUCACGAGGAAGGAUUAUUCACUCAAGUCUUUUGUUCCAAAGUCGGACAAAGUUUUGUGGAAUUUGACUUUUUCGGAAAUUGAGGCAGCUUUUCUUUGUCAAGACAUUGAGAAUUCAGUUAGCGGACUUCAUCCAGAUUCUGGAUACGAACUUCCUUCGGAACCUGAUGCUCGUUUUAAUAUGCCAUUGGCAUGUCAAUCAAGGGCUGUUGUCUACCGCUUUCGCAGUCAUAACAUGUUAGAAACUCUCCAUAGUCCUAAAAUGCUUCCCAAGGUUCAUGGUGGAGAUGUAAUGCUCCCAGAGUCCGCAUCACUUCCUAUGCUUCCUUCACAACCGAAGAUUGAUCAAGUUUUGGAAUUUCAUCACACAUCUCCAAAUCUUUUGCUUCCUUCACCACUCAAUGCCAAUGAACUUUUAGACUCUCCUGACCACGAUAACAGUGAUACAAUGACCUCUUUGCCUCAAUUGACUGACUAUUCAGCAAUUGCUGGUGUGCAAGUUGUGCAAAUGCCUAAUAAUGAUGGAUUAAGAAUCCUUUCCGAAGGUUCUAGAAUAUUGUCUCUUGUUCCUUUUGUUACCAUUCUUGUGGGCCUUGUUACUUACCGCUGCAUUGUAGUGGCAAGAAAACAAGUUGAGUUGGCUAAGCAGCCAAGAAAUUUAAAUACUAGAGCUGUACCUUCAAAAAAGAAGAAAAUUCGCAAAUCAGGAAAGAAUAGUGGCAUUGGUGAGGGAAAGGAGAAGAUCACAUUAUCUGAUGUUGGGGAUGGAUAUGCAAGCAUUGAAAGUGAUAACAAACUGCAGUUGAACCUCAAUCAGUCAGCUGAUGGCAGCAUAGAUGGACGUACUGUUGGUAAAUUAUUUGUCUCCAACACAGAAAUUGCGAAGGGAAGCAAUGGUACCAUUGUCCUUGAGGGAAUUUAUGAAGGUCGUCCAGUUGCUGUGAAACGCCUUGUCAAGGCCCAUCAUGAUGUUGCAUUUAAAGAAAUUCAGAAUCUUAUUGCAUCUGACCAUCAUCCAAAUAUUGUUAGAUGGUAUGGCGUGGAAAACAAUCAAGAUUUUGUGUAUCUUGCUUUGGAGCGUUGUGCUUGCAGCUUGAAUGAUCUAAUCCAGCUGUACUCAGAUUCCUUUGGAAGCCCAGUGUGUACAGAGGACCAAACUACAAAAACUAUGAUAGAGUAUAAAGUCCAUUUGAGCUCAAUGAAGGGUAUUACACAAGAUAUUAAAUUGUGGAAAGCAAAUGGCUACCCAUCACCUACAUUACUGAAACUGAUGAGGAAUAUUGUUUCUGGGCUUGUGCAUUUGCAUGAAUUGGGGAUAAUUCAUCGAGACUUGAAGCCUCAAAAUGUUUUGAUAAUUAAGGAACGGUCUUUAUGUGCAAAGCUCUCUGAUAUGGGUAUCAGCAAACGCCUUGUCGGGAAUAUGUCUUCCUUGGGUCACCAUGCUACUGGAUGUGGCAGCUCCGGAUGGCAAGCUCCCGAACAGCUUCUCCAUGGACGCCAAACGCGUGCAGUGGAUACAUUUAGUUUAGGUUGUCUUCUUUUUUACUGCAUCACUGGUGGUAGACAUCCGUUUGGUGAGAGUCUUGAACGUGACAUGAAUAUUGCAAAGAACAAAGUGGACCUUUUCUUAGUGGAGAACAUUCCAGAAGCUGUGGAUCUCAUCUCUCGUUUGUUAGACCCUAAUGCUGAAUUGAGGCCAAAAGCAUUGGAGGUGUUGCAUCAUCCUUUGUUUUGGAGUUCUGAGACACGGCUGUCUUUUCUUCGUGAUGCCAGCGACAGAGUAGAGUUGGAAGAUAGGGAGACUAAUUCUGAUAUUUUAAAAGCACUAGAAAGUAUAGCACCAACGGCCUUAGGUGGAAAAUGGGAUGAAAAAAUGGAAGCUGCAUUCAUUAAUAAUAUUGGACGUUACAGACGCUAUAAGUUUGACAGUGUUCGUGACUUACUGAGAGUAAUGCGAAACAAGUUGAAUCAUUAUAGAGAACUUCCCAUAGAAAUUCAGGAAAUUCUUGGACCAGUACCUGAAGGUUUCGAUGACUAUUUUGCAAUUCGAUUCCCAAAGCUCUUCAUUGAAGUAUAUAAAGUUAUGUUCGAGUACUGUAGCGAGGAAGAGUUCUUUCACAAGUACUUUAAAAGCAAUAAUACUCAGUAGUCAGUAGGUAUCUUAGUGACUAAUGGUAGAUGCCCUAAUAUAUGUCCUGAUACGUGAUCAAAUAUUGAUCGUGUAUUCAUGUAAAUGUGUCUGUAACAAUGUAUGAAACGCUUUUGAUUAAUCUUAUCAACUUAUAUUACCCAGCA
This is a messenger RNA of Cornus florida, 3228 nucleotides long. RefSeq names its product serine/threonine-protein kinase/endoribonuclease IRE1a. Gene Ontology annotation, molecular function: protein serine/threonine kinase activity; RNA endonuclease activity; ATP binding. Gene Ontology annotation, biological process: mRNA processing; intrinsic apoptotic signaling pathway in response to endoplasmic reticulum stress; IRE1-mediated unfolded protein response. The transcript is spliced from 7 exons. NCBI's taxonomy places the organism in Eukaryota, Viridiplantae, Streptophyta, Magnoliopsida, Cornales, Cornaceae. The record is from RefSeq and is a predicted model, not a curated record. The coding region runs from base 266 to 3082 and encodes 938 amino acids. Gene Ontology annotation, cellular component: IRE1-TRAF2-ASK1 complex.